CACACUAACAGUCUACUUGAGACGUUUGGAGAGAAUGGAUCGUGUGCACUUCACCAUCAACGGGAAACAACACUCUGCCGGUCGCGAGAUAUCUUCAGACCUGUCCCUGCUGGAUUACCUGCGCGUGUCCUGCGAGCUACGAGGCACCAAGUAUAUGUGUCGCGAGGGCGGCUGCGGCGCAUGCGUUGUGUCAGCUGCAAGACCUGGAGAGAAGCAGGGUGCUGUCAACUCUUGUUUGGUAUCAUUGACAUCAUGUCAGGACUGGGACAUAACGACGAUAGAAGGAAUCGGCAACCGCCUGAUAGGCUACCACCCGAUACAGAAGACCCUCGCUAAGCUCAACGGGACACAGUGCGGAUACUGCUCACCUGGAUGGGUCAUGGCUAUGUACAGCCUUUUACAAAGUAAAAAGGAUAUCACCAUGUUAGAGAUAGAGAAGUCAUUUGGCAGCAACAUUUGUCGCUGCACCGGCUACCGGCCUAUUCUGGAGGCCUUCAAGAAAUUCGCCAGCGACGCACCAAAACCAGACAAUGCCACGUUAGACAUAGAAGAUCUCAACAUUUGCAAGAAAAGUGGAAAGACUUGCCGCAAAAGCAACUGCAGUGAAAGCGAAUGGUGCUUAGUAGAAGGUCAGGAUCUUAAAGAACCACAAAAGAUUGAAAUAGACCUAAAAGAUGGAAGGUCAUUCACUAAGGUAUAUCGUGUUGAUGAAAUAUUUGAAGUGUUGAAACAGAAAGGAGAUGACGAUUACAUGUUUGUAGCAGGAAACACAGCUAAAGGAGCUUUCCCGAUGCCGAAGGCUCCUCGUGUCCUCAUAGACAUAAACAGCGUCAAUGAGCUAAAAGGAUACCAUCUGGACCAGAACUUGAUCCUCGGAGCGGGUUGUACGCUGAACGACACAAUAGAGAUAUUCAAGAAACUCGCCUCCACGGAAGACAAUUUUUGGUAUCUUCGCAAGUUACAAGAACAUUUGCAGUUGGUAGCACAUAUUCCUGUUAGAAAUCUGGGAACCGUAGCUGGCAACCUGAUGAUCAAACACAAGCACAACGAAUUUCAAUCAGACGUAUUUCUUCUACUUGAGACCAUCGGUGCUUAUAUGACUAUUUUGGAUUCCAGUAAACAGGAGAAGAAAGUAACCAUAGAAGAGUUCCUUAAAGUGGAUAUGCGCAGUAAGCUCAUCAAAAAUAUUUUGCUGCCUCCCUUGGGUCAGGACUACCAAUUUGAAUCAUUCAAGGUAAUGCCACGCGCCCAAUCCGCUCACGCUAUCGUCAACGCUGGUUUCCUAUACAGACUAGAUUCUUCCAACAAAGUCCAAGGAGCUAGAAUCGUAUACGGAGCCAUGAACCCACACUUCGUGCACGCUUCUAAGACAGAGGGGUUCCUGAUAGGGAAGAAACUGUUUACAAAUCAGACGCUGCAAGACGCUAUAGAUGUUCUGAAGGAAGAAUUGGUGGUGGAAGAGAACCCGCCAGAAUUUUCGGCGGAGUAUAGGAAGAAGCUGGCUAUCAAUCUUUUCUUUAAAGGUCUCCUUGCCCUUUGUCCCGAAGGCGAUGUAGAUGAUAUAUUUGCGUCCGGUGGUAUCGUCUUGAGCAAAACACGUCCCGUCUCGAAAGCGGAACAGGACUACUCAACAAACCCUCUGAUCUAUCCGCUUAACCAGCCCGUGGAAAAAGUUGAGGCAUUGAUCCAGUGUGCAGGCGAGGCGCCAUACUCGGAGGACCUGCCAAGUUUACCACACGAGGUGUUCGGUGCCUUCGUGCUCGCGACGGUGCCGAAAGGAGACAUCGACAAGAUUGAUCCUAGUGAGGCUCUUAAACACGAAGGCGUUGUCGCCUUUUACUCUGCCGACGACAUUCCCGGAGUAAAUGGUUUCACACCCGGUCUCUUCCCAAAAAUCGACUACUUGUACCUAACGAAAGAAGAACUUUUCUGCUCCGGAGAUGUCAAAUACCACGGCCAUGUUAUCGGAGUAGUUGUUGCUGAAACCAGAUCUAUAGCAGAGUACGCUGCCAAAUUAGUACACGUUACGUACAAAAAUGUUACCAAACCUGUUUUGGAUGUAAGGGAAGCUAUCAAGUUUCCUGACAGAAAGAAAAAAGCUGGCGAGCAAGAUGGAACCAGUGCAGGUGGAAAUCUGUUCAAACUUAUCAAAGGAAAGCAAGCAAUUUUCGAGCAGCAGCACUUUUGUAUGGAGACGUUGGUGAGCGUGGCUAAGCCCACGGAAGAGGGUUUAGAGGUGCAUUGCACUACGCAGCACAUGGAUCUUGUGCAGAUGAUGAUAUCUCGAGCUCUUAAAAUGCAGGAAAAUAAGAUAGACGUAAUCGUCCGCCGCCUGGGAGGAGGGUACGGGAUGAAGAUCUCCCGCAGCUCGCAGGUGGCGGUGGCCAGCGCGCUGGUGGCGCACAAGCUCAACCGCCCCUGUCGCAUCAUCCUGCCCUUCACCACCCUCGCCAAGGCCGUGGGCAAGCGGCUGCCUUGCUACACUGAGUAUGAGAUUGCAGUGGAUCUAUUCGGCAAGAUUCAACUGUGCAAAGAGACCCUGUUCAUGGACAAUGGACACCAGAUCGACGAGCCGCUCUUCCUCCCCGUGCUGGACGUGUACAGCAACUGCUACGACAAGCUGCGCUGGAUCUUCCUGGUGUUCAGCGUCACCACCGACAAGGCCUGCAACACCUGGUGCCGCUCUCCAGGAACUUUGGAAGCAAUUGCUGCUUGUGAGUUCAUCUUAGAACGAGUAGCAUAUGAAAUGUCUCUUGAUCCGCUAGCAGUGCGUCUUGUCAACCUGAACCUUACCGACGUCGCGCUCGUAGAGAUGGUGGAGAAAGUAAAACACAAGUCAGACUACGCGAACAGGCGAGCUGCUGUUGACAAGUUUAAUAAAGAGAACAGGUGGAAGAAGAAGGGAUUGAGAUGGUCACUUCUUAAAUGGGUGCCAUUCUAUGGCCAAUAUUUUGAUGUCACCAUGUCAGUCUAUAAUGACGACGGUUCUGUCUCCAUAACCCACGGUGGAAUCGAGAUGGGACAAGGGCUUAACACUAAAGCUGUUCAAAUUGCUUCACAUUUCCUUGGUAUUCCGAUGGAUAAGAUUCAAAUAAAGGCCAAUCAUACCCAUAUGACUCCAAACAGUCUGGUGUCUGGGGGAAGUUUGACUUCGAUCAAUGUUGGAAUUGGAGUUCAAAGGUGCUGCGAGAUAUUGUUGGCAAGAUUGGCUCCACUUAAAAUUGGUCUACUGAACCCCACCUGGGAUUUGUUGGUUAAGUUGGCAUACAAGGCCAGUAUUGACCUUCAAGCGCACGCUUUCGUGUCACUGUUUGAUACGCAGAAGUAUGAGGUUCAUGGAGUGACGGUGGCUGAAGUUUUGGUGGACAUUCUGACGGGAGAGUGGGAGCUGCUGAGGGUCGAUCUUAUGGAAGAUGCAGGAAUGAGCAUCAGUCCAAGUAUUGACGUGGGUCAGGUGGAAGGCGCCUUCAUAAUGGGACUGGGUUACUGGACGACAGAGCACAUGGUGUAUGACCAGGAGUCCGGCGAGGUGCUCUCGGACCGGCCCUGGAACUACCACGUGCCGCAGGCACGGGAUAUCCCGCAGGACUUCCGCGUGUAUUUCAAGGAUAAGUCAUAUUCGGAAAAGAGGACGCUUGGAGCUAAGUCGAUCGGUGAGCCCCCAAUGUGCAUCUCGGUGGUGGUGCCACUGGCGAUUCGUGAAGCCAUCGCCUCUGCACGCUGUGACGCUGGGAAAGCGCUCAACGAGUGGUUCCAAAUAGGUACCUACCGCGCGUUACCGAUGGACCGUACACCAGAGAAGCUAUUCACAUGCACACAGAGACAGACUGCCGAGAUUUUAGGUUUAAGAAGAAAAUCAACCCUUUCCCAUUUUAACUGUUUGAUAAAAAUAUGUGCCUACUAGUUAUUGUGUACCAGAAAAAAAAUGCACUAGAAUAAUUUUUUGUGCAAAAAUGUUUGAUUAAGUGUAUGACGCAUUAGAUAAUUCAAACACAUUAAAUGUAGGUAUUUUGGUACCUACCUAUCGUUUAACUUGGUACUUAAUGCUUUUUUUAUUAUGCCAAAAACCAUAUUUUUCUUCUUUCUUGAAGCUUUCUUGUUUCGUUAUUUAAGAUAUUUAUUCCAUAAUGCAAAAUAAACUCAGCAUUUUAGAAAUAUCUAACAUUAACACAAUUAUUAAUACUUGUUAAAGUGAGCCGACUUUUCAAACAGAUAAUCAUACCAUUCCGCUAAUAAUACCAAUUUAAUAAUACCAAGUUAAUUUCCGCUAGCUUAAGGUUGUCUGGAAGAAAUCGCUCUUUAGCGAUAAGACCGCCUGUUGUUUACCUUUGUUCGUGUUUCUUCCUUGUUUUGUAUUGUUGUAUUUUAUCAAGGUGUGCAAUAAAGAGUAUUGUAUUGUAUUGUAUUGUACCAUAUAUAAGAAUCCAUAGAAAAAUAACUUAUAAUAAAAAUUGUAUACACAUAUAAAAUAAAUUUUCACUUUAGUUCUUAAAUAUUUACUAGAAUAAGUUUUACUCCC
Leguminivora glycinivorella is the source of this 4519-nucleotide messenger RNA. RefSeq names its product indole-3-acetaldehyde oxidase-like. The record is from RefSeq and is a predicted model, not a curated record. Gene Ontology annotation, molecular function: oxidoreductase activity; 2 iron, 2 sulfur cluster binding; iron ion binding. Bases 35 to 3904 code for a protein of 1289 amino acids. The transcript has 17 exons. Lineage: Eukaryota; Metazoa; Arthropoda; Insecta; Lepidoptera; Tortricidae.